Molecule: messenger RNA, 2214 nt
Organism: Kalmanozyma brasiliensis GHG001
Lineage: Eukaryota; Fungi; Basidiomycota; Ustilaginomycetes; Ustilaginales
Product: Basic-leucine zipper domain protein
Exons: 1
Coding region: 1-2214 (737 amino acids)
Cellular component (GO): nucleus; RNA polymerase II transcription regulator complex
Molecular function (GO): DNA-binding transcription activator activity, RNA polymerase II-specific; transcription cis-regulatory region binding
Source: RefSeq, a predicted model, not a curated record
AUGUCCUCGCCAGCCAUGGCAUCGAUGAUGCCCUCACCGGGUCCGUCGAAUGCUUCGCUCGCCGCACACAGGAGCUUUUCGCAGAGACCCAUUGCCUCCCCCUCGGCCUCGAUUGCGCCCUCGUCACUCAAGCCUGCUCCUGUCAAGGCUUCAUCAUCGCGGUUAGCGCCAGCGCCUUCUUCGACACUCGCCCCAGCCCCUGUCCAGCCUCUCGUAGCUGUCAAAUCUGCCUCAUCCUCCGUUCCUUCAGCAGCUCUCGCAUCGUCCGCGUCUGUCACGCCCUCAGUCCCCAAGAAGGAUGCCAGCGGCGGCCCUCUCGUCCAGCCAUCCAAGGAAUGGGUCCUUCCAGCUCGCGCCAAACCCGGUCGCAAGCCAUCCGAGACCGAGCCGCUCACCAAACGCAAAGCGCAGAACCGCGCCUCUCAGCGUGCAUUCCGAGAACGCAAACAAUCCUACCUCUCCGAAUUGGAGGCCAAAGUUGCCGCAUACGAGGCAGCUGAGAUCGAUCGCAGCGUCGAGAUCCAGAAAGUCGCUCAGAAGCUGCGCGCCGAGAACGAGGCCUUGCGCAAAGAAGCGGCAGGCUGGAAGGACAAGUUCGUCAAGAUCGAAAAGUAUCUGCUGCAAGCAAAGGCGAAUGGCGGAAGACUGCCGGGAGUGACGCCGAGUGUCAAGUCCGGCCCUGGAUGCAAAGCGCCCGCACACGAAAGGGCAGCAGCGGUGCCCAAAAGAGGCGUGCUCGUUGCGCCGGGGACUAAGAGCGAGCGGGAUCGCGAGAGGAGCGCUGGUAGCGUGCGAUUCGCGGAUGUCUCGACUCAGCAGAGUGAGACUUCGGCUCGCUCGUCGGUUGAGGAUCAGCCUGCCGCAGCAGUGCCUCUCCGACGCAAACCCGCAUCUGUUCCAGCUGUUGUCUUCCCGGUGGAUGCCGCGAGUCCGUCCACGGCGACGAGCGUAUCGAUGGAGGUCGACGACGCUCAGACGCCAGCUGUGUCGUCCAGCCUGAUCGCUCCCCGCAAGGGUCCCAAACCGCCUCUCUGGUCUUUCGAAACCACGAAGCCGACCACUCCACCUGCGACCGGCCCUGCUACUGCAGCAGAGAGCGCGGACAAGGCGGCCUCGCUUCUCUCGCCAUCUCUUCUCUCACAUGCUGGUCAUCUGGACGGCGGAUGUGGCUUUUGCACCGAGGCCUCUCCGUGUGUGUGCGCAGACGACUUCCUCGAUCUCUCCAAGCCAGAACAGCCGUCCCACAUCGCCGUUGCCAGCGACGUGCCCUCUGCAGUCCCGCUUCCGAAGCGUACCACAACUUCGAGCGCAUCAGAGACGUCGAGAAGGAUGAGCAUUGGCUCUCUCACCCAUGCAAAAGAUGUCGCGCUCGAUCAACGCAAGCGAGCACCUGCCAGCGGCAACAAGCUUUGGUACACGGUCGCUCAGCAGGCGUCUCCUCCAAGCGUAAGCACCGCUGCCGUGCCUCUUUCGCUCAGAGGAUCGACGAAGCCCAAGACCAGCAAGAAGCUCUGGAGUGUAAUUGAAGCACCGGCGGAACCAGUCUGCACGGGCGAUCCGAGCACCUGUGGUGCCUGCUCGACCGACCCUGGUCUUGCAGCCUUCUGCGAAGCCGUCACGACCGCCACCACCGCUCCUUCCACCUCGUCUUCGAUCCUCGCCAUCCCAUUGAGCUCGUCUCCAGCACGACCGAUCAUGGCACGGGCUGGCACAACAGGUCAACUUGCCUCAACCUCCCACACAUCGCGCGGUGAAACCAUCCCCUCCGCGUGGCGUCAGAUCCGCUCCCACCCCCGCUUCUCCCAGUGGCAGGGCGGGCUCGACCUUCUCGCCGAAGUCGUCAGCAAGCGAAGUGGCAACUCACCCCUCCUCUCGCAAAAGCGGCCCCGCGAGGCAUCGGUCGAGAUCGAGAGCUCCACCACCUCGAUGCUCGCGACGAGCAACGAUCGCGCCACCGCCAAACCCAGCCUCCUCCACACCACCUCCGACACCAUCGUGUACGCCAGCACCAGUGUCAAGAUCGAAGAUGACGAUGACGAUGCGAGGGAGAGCAAGCGAAGCAGGAUUCUGAUCGAUAGAGAGGCCGUUCAGGAGGCGCUGGCGCUGCUCGAUGCAGGGACGGCAAAGGAACCAAGGGGUAGUGUAGGGUUGGGCAUCAGGGAGGAACAGCCUUGCCCGUGCCCUUGGCGUCCGGGGGAGAAACGCUCGCCUUGA